Cooperia oncophora is the source of this 885-nucleotide messenger RNA. The record is from the annotation of a GenBank genome assembly. NCBI's taxonomy places the organism in Eukaryota, Metazoa, Nematoda, Chromadorea, Rhabditida, Trichostrongylidae.
AUGUAUGUGCGACGGCCGUGGACAGUUUCAAAGACAAAGGUCUGCAGUACGAGGAAUUUGGCAGAGCCCGAGCAUCUGGAUAUCUGGAUCGGACAUCGACUCCUUUGGACAGCGCGGAAGUUUGAUAAUGACCUUCGAAGUCUUUUCCUUUACCACGAAAUCAACGCUUUCUCCAGUCUCUUCGACAAGAAGUGGUUCGACAAUGAAGUUGUUGAUCUUGCUGCUGUCGCUGCUGUUUUUCCGAAGAGUUGUAAUAUUGCCACCAUGGCUAUCGAUGUACUGCUUUGCUCAAACUUCGAAAGUUCAGCGCAACAAGGAGUACUCUAUGCGAUCGUCCACGCUGGGCAAUUCAUGCCAGAAAACGAGGCUUUCGUUUUCUACGAGGUUCCCGAAUAUGUAGUGGUGAUCGAAGAAGAAGAUGAGAUCAUUCCAGUCGAGUUCGAGUCUUGCCACAUUAUGAACGGUUCCUACUUUAUGUGUAUGGAAAGGGCUCAUGGCGAGUGCGACAUCAAUACGAUGGAUUCUUGUGAUAUCUUCGCUCAGUCCACCGCCACUAACUUCACGUUCAUCCGAUCUUUCGGUACUGGCAGGAUAGUGGCCACUAAUCAGCCGGAAGUUAACAUUACUGGUUCUAUGGUGAAGGCACCCUCUAAUAUAUUCACCCAUCACACCUCCUACGAAUUGGAGGAAACUGAAGACGACGAGUCAAAACUGGUCUCCUAUUCGAAGACGACCGCAGUUGAAAACGAGGUCUCAUUCCCCAGCAUGUCACACGGGGCCAGAGACGCUGUUCAUGCCAACCAUCAUGCCACUCGUUUAUAUCGUCUGACUCGGAAGGGAAUCCCUGUACUCAGCAACCAGGUUCGUUUCACGCCUUUUCUAUAA